Biomphalaria glabrata is the source of this 738-nucleotide messenger RNA. RefSeq lists its product as uncharacterized. Bases 144 to 569 code for a protein of 141 amino acids. Lineage: Eukaryota; Metazoa; Mollusca; Gastropoda; Planorbidae. The transcript is spliced from 4 exons. The record is from RefSeq and is a predicted model, not a curated record.
CUAACUAAGGUGUCCCAGUCACAGUGACAGCCCUGUCUUCAGGUAGAUAUUUGUUGUAUACGAGGAUAAGGGCAGGAAACAGAGAACAGAUUUAUUCAUAGACGCCACAACAGAAGGGGAGUUUCACCUGUACCACUCACAUCAUGUUCUCAGUCAAGAUCAACACUAUCUUCUCUUGUUUGAUUGGUCUAAUUUACGGUCAUGUGGACAGUUUUAUGGCGUCACCGGAUGUCGACACAAAAGCUGGAUUUUUUCCUGAUUCUGGAUUUUUAAAAAGUAGUACCCAUCAAGAAACGUUCGUACCGGGAGCUGUUUAUACCCCACACCAUCAUCCCAGCCCAGCACCUAGUUACAACACAGAGUACAGUGGCAAUAACAUCAACUCUUUCUACCAGAGGAGUAGUAUUGACACACUUAUCUCCCCUGCCGAUCUAUUAGCGAAACGUCUGCAACGCCUGAUGGCUACCAUGUCAAACAGAAAGGCGAACAAAGUGCUUCCAUUAUCCAGCCACGUAGAAGAUCCUGGAUUCCUCCAUCUGUUCACUGGUGCUAAAGACAACAAGGGAUAAAACUCACAGAACAAAGAAACAUAAUUCAUAUUUAAUUGUCUUACUCAUUAUGUGUUGGUGCAGUGGUACUUUUCAUUCUGUAUACAUUUACUUCACAAAAAAAAAACUUUAUAAUUUUGCUGUUUCUUAGUUUAUUCCUUAACUUAAUAAAUGUAGAGAUAAAAUAUUA